This is a messenger RNA of Macrosiphum euphorbiae (potato aphid), 669 nucleotides long. The record is from the annotation of a GenBank genome assembly. Lineage: Eukaryota; Metazoa; Arthropoda; Insecta; Hemiptera; Aphididae.
AUGCAAGGCAUAAAUGACAAAUUAGUAAGUACACUAGGAAGUACAGUACUAACAGUAUCAAUAGAUAACGAAACAUACGAAACCGAGUUUCAAGUAGUGGAUUCAACAUUUCUUAUAGUGGGUGAUGGAAUAUUGGGAAACCCAUUUCUAAAGGCCAAUAGGAUUAUCAUCGACGUAGGAAAGGAAGAAUUGUCUACCAGGAAUGAAAACUCAAACGUCAUACCAGCUCGUAGUGAACUUAUAAUCCCAGUACAUGUUAACACUAAUGAGUCAUCAAGUCACAAUGUACUUAUCCACGCUCAAGAAUUAAACAAAAAUAUAUUAUGUGGAAAUGUACUUAAUAUUAUAAAAAAUCAACAAGUUCUAAUAAGUGUAAUGAACCCUACAGAAGAACCACAAGAAAUAUUAACACCAAAACUCACGGAUCUAUCUCAUGAAAUACUCGAUACAGUCUCAAUGAACAAUAUGCGUACGGUAGAAAAAUGUAGCAAUCCAGAAAAUCGUAUCCAAAUUUUAAAAGAUUCACUCAGAUGUGACCAUAUGAAUAAUGAAGAAAAAACAACAAUUCAAGAGCUAUGCAGUGAAUAUGCAGACAUAUUCUUUUUAGAAGGAGACACGAUCAACUGUACAGAAGCGGUACAACAUGAAAUAAAAAUACCAAGUGUGUGA